AUGCCGUACUACACCAGAGACGAGGAUGAGGUCGAUGAUUUCGACGAGUUCGAUCCGACGCCGUACAGUGGCGGAUACGACAUCACCGUGAUCUACGGCCGUCCGGUUCCUCCUUCCGAUGAGACUUGCUACCCGCUUUCCUCCGGAGCCGAUGAGGAAUUCGAGUACGAGAGACCUGAAUUCACCUCGAUCCACGAUCCCUCCGCCUACGGCGAAGAGGCUCUCCAGACCGAGUACAGUAGCUACUCUCGACCCAAGCCCCGACCCGCAUUUCGACCCGAUUCAGCCGGAGGCGGUCAUGUCCAAGGUGAAAGACCCAAUCCCGGUUACGGAUCUGGCGCUGGUGCUGGAUCCGGUUAUGGCCGGAAACCGGAAUCCGAGUACGGAUCCGGUUAUGGGGAAACAGAGGCGGAGUAUGGUCGGAAACCUGAGCAGAGUUACGGAUCUGGCUACGGUGGUGAACGAACCGAGGUUGAGUAUGGCCGGAGACCUGAAUCUGGCUACGGUGGUGAGCGAACCGAGGUUGAGUAUGGCCGGAGACCUGAAUCUGGAUAUGGUGGUGAACGAACCGAGGUUGAGUAUGGCCGGAGACCUGAAUCUGGCUACGGUGGUGAACGAACCGAGACCGGAUAUGGAUCCGGGUAUGAAAAGAAACCGAGCUUCGGUGAAGAGAGGAGCGAGUAUGAACGAAAGCCUAGCUAUGGGGAGGAACGGGAAGAGGGAAGUUACAGGAAGCCUAACUAUGGAGGAUCUGAUGAUCUGGUUGAAAGCUACAUCAAGCCUAGCUAUGAAAGGUCUGAGGAACGGGAGGAAGGUAGCUAUAGGAAGCCAAGGUAUGGGGAGGAACAGGAGGAAGGAAGCUACAGGAAGCCAAGCUAUGGGGAGGAACAGGAAGAAGGGAGUUACAGGAAGCCAAGCUAUGGCCGUGGCAAUGAUGAUGAUGAUGAUGAUGAGCAGCGCAGGAACCGUUCUGGUUCCGGUGAUGAUGAGGAGAAGAGCUAUGGCCGCAAGAAAUAUGGUGGCAAUGACUCUGAUGAGAAUGAAGAGAAGAAGCAGAAUCGUUACAAGCAUUCCCACCAGAGGCAUCGUAAUGAAUAUGACGACUAA
Microthlaspi erraticum is the source of this 1107-nucleotide messenger RNA. Lineage: Eukaryota; Viridiplantae; Streptophyta; Magnoliopsida; Brassicales; Brassicaceae. The record is from the annotation of a GenBank genome assembly.